AUGCCUCCGAAACAACAAACCGGAGCCGAGUACGACGAUGUGGGGGGAUGUGGUCCGAGCGGCGAUACCCCGUCACAGUCCUUUCCCAAUAACCCGAUUUGUCUACAUUCUGUCGGCACCAUGUCUGCCGACGACCAGCAGUUCUUGGACUUGCUCUCGUCCCUACCCGACCAUAUCCGCCGGUACUCGGACGAUGUCGCCGACCACAUCAACGCACAAGUCGACAGAGCCGCCAACACGGUCCGCGAGACUCUCGCCUCUGCCACGUGGCUGCCCGAAUAUGCCCGUCCCGUGCCUCCUCGCCGCGAGGUCCCCAUCGAGGUCCUCGCCCUGACCCGCUACGAACAAGUGCGAGACUGGAUCUCGCGCCAUAAGGUCUUGACGGGCGCCGCCGUUGCCGUCUUCGGCGUCGUGCUUUACCAGGGCUACAAGAGCAGGAGGCUACGAAGAAAGACCCGGAGGGCCAAGCGAGCCCGCAAUGGUGGCCGGCUCGAGGUGGUCGUCAUCGCCAGUUCCCCGACGCUCCCGCUAACCCAGUCGCUGGCGUUGGAUAUGGAGAGGAGGGGCUUCAUCGUUUUUGUUGUCUGUAAUGCCGCCGAGGAUGAGUCUAUGGUUCACAGUAUGGCUAGACCCGAUAUCCGGCCACUGAGCAUAGACGUCACCGACCCUCCCAAGGCCGGUGUUGCCAUUGAACGAUUCGCCCAGUACCUGCAAUCUCCACACGCACCUGCACCGAGGACGAAGCCCAACUUCCUCUCGCUCAAGUCGGUCAUCCUCAUCCCAUCGGUCCACUACCAGACCUCGCCCAUCGCCACCAUCCCGCCUUCCAGCUUUGCCGACCUCUUCAACACUCAUCUUCUCCACCCCAUCCUCACCAUCCAAGCCUUCCUGCCUCUCCUCACUGCCCGUCUCACCCCCGCCGGCGAGAAGUGGUACCCUCCUAAAGUCAUGGUCCUCACACCCUCGAUCAUCUCAUCCAUCAACCCGCCGUUCCACGCCCCGGAGGCGACCGUCUGCUCCGCGCUUUCCGCCUUUACCGAGGUCUUGACCGCCGAGCUCCGACCGCUCUCGGUCCCCGUCACCCACAUGCAGCUGGGCACCUUCGACUUUACCGGCUUCACCUCCUCGAGACAUCCCCACGCCUCGUUGGCGUCGGCGUCGGCGUCGCCGUACCAGAAGAGCCUCGCAGGGCCCGGCAUCGACGCCGACGCGACCGAGACGCUCAUGUGGCCGGAAAACGCUCGCCACGCCUACGGCCGCAACUUCGUCACGCAGAACACGUCGGCCAUUUCGGCCGGCCGCAUCCGCGGGCUCAAGGGCACGUCGCUGCGCCAGCUCCACACCGCCGUCUUCGACGUCAUGGACGGCUCCAUCACCAGCGGCACCGUGCGGCUCGGCCUCGGUGCCGGCGUCUACGGCUUCGUCGGCCGCUGGGUGCCCCGCGGUCUCGUCGCUUGGAUGAUGGGCAUCCGGCGCGUGGACGAACUGUCGGCCUGGCAGACGAGCUCGUACGACAACUCCCGGGAGGGAAGUGAUGUUGGGGAUAGCCACGAGUUUGUUGCUGUGCCGCAAGAUGAGGAGAGCAACGUGUGGAAGCAGUCGUAAUAAUACGCCCGGUGGCGCGGGGGGGCCAAAACCUGGCAUGGUAUAUAAUUUUAUUUGGCAAGCUACCAAGUUGAUAUGCGAGAUGGGGAAUAGCUCUCGGCUCCGGGGUAGCACUCCCAUUCGCUUUGGCCUUGCAGUCAUUUAUUUCGGUGUUACAAAGGACAAAAAUAUCACGACUCUCCGGGUGGGAAAUUUCAUCAUUGAUGACUAGUAUAAUGAAAUAAAAUGGAUUCUUGAUGUCGAAU
Molecule: messenger RNA, 1850 nt
Organism: Sodiomyces alkalinus F11
Lineage: Eukaryota; Fungi; Ascomycota; Sordariomycetes; Glomerellales; Plectosphaerellaceae
Product: DUF1776-domain-containing protein
Exons: 5
Coding region: 1-1605 (534 amino acids)
Source: RefSeq, a predicted model, not a curated record